This is a messenger RNA of Sinocyclocheilus rhinocerous, 2770 nucleotides long. It is a transcript of the gene tgm1, whose product is annotated as transglutaminase 1, K polypeptide. Bases 134 to 2428 code for a protein of 764 amino acids. The record is from RefSeq and is a predicted model, not a curated record. NCBI's taxonomy places the organism in Eukaryota, Metazoa, Chordata, Actinopteri, Cypriniformes, Cyprinidae. The transcript is spliced from 14 exons. Gene Ontology annotation, biological process: peptide cross-linking. Gene Ontology annotation, molecular function: protein-glutamine gamma-glutamyltransferase activity.
AUUAAACGCUGAAUGAGUCGCACUGAUCUCCGCUCAAUCACUCACUCUCAGUCUACAGGUAUUUUUUUUUUAGCGUGGAGACGGGCAUAAACAAGACUGACACUUCUACAAACGGCUAAGGAAUGCAAACAAAAUGCCUGUAGAAACAUUAUCAAUCAGAAACCGCUCUGCCAUUGGCCGCUUUCCGUCCGGUACUCUUACACUGGAGGAUCCAGACAAGGUGAAGCCAGAGAAGCCAGACACAAAGUGGACAUGUAGCACAUGGUUUCGACAGUGCUGCCAGCGCUGCUGCUGCCGCAGAAAAACCGAUGAGGACGCCACAGAUACCACGAAUAAUGGAGGCAGCAUUGGGAUGACAGGCACAGAUACUCAACUGGAGGUGCGUUCCAUAGACCUUCUCAAAUCCAGCAAAGACCAGAACCGUCUGGAGCAUCACACCGAUCGCUAUCACAGUGAACACCUCGUCAUCCGCAGAGGCCAGACCUUCCAGAUGCUGAUUGAGCUCUCGCGGGCUUUCAACUCAAAGACAGAUAAACUUCAUUUAGAUCUGAAACUCGGUAAUCUCCCGGAUGUGUCCAAAGGCACACAUGUGAUUGUUCCUUUGGUUGAAGAUCUGCAGGAUGACUGCUGGGAGGCCAAGAUAGUUGAGCAGAAAGGCAAAAGAAUAAAACUCUCUGUCAACUCUCCACCAACUGCUGCUGUUGGCAAAUACAAGUUCUGUGUUGCAACAUCUUCCCCAACGGGCGAGGCCAUGUCCCCAGACAGUCCUGACAACGACAUCUACAUGCUGUUCAACCCCUGGUGUGAAGAUGACUCUGUGCACAUGAAUAAUGAGGAAGAGAGGAAAGAGUAUGUUUUAAAUGACAUGGGUAUAAUCUAUUAUGGAACGGACAGCCAGAUCGGAGACAGGCCGUGGAAUUUUGGCCAGUUUGAUAAGGGCAUUCUUCCUGCAUGUCUGUUUUUGCUGGAGCGCAGUGGAGCCCCAGCUUCAGGAUGUGGAGAUCCUAUCAAUGUGGUCAGGCUUUUGUCUGCAAUGAUUAACUCUCCUGAUGACAGCGGUGUGUUGGUAGGCAACUGGUCGGGUACGUACGAUGAUGGCACGGCUCCCACAUUCUGGAGCGGUAGCAGUGACAUUCUGAGACAUUACUAUGAAAAUGGAGGAACACCGGUUAGAUACGGACAGUGUUGGGUCUUCUCUGGGGUCACCACCUCAGUGAUGAGGUGUUUAGGGAUUCCAACCCGGUGCGUUACAAAUUUCGAGUCUGCUCAUGACACAGAUGUUUCCUUGACAACUGACAUGUAUUUAGAUGAGAACUACGAGCUGAUUGAGGAGCUCAAUCAAGAUUCUGUCUGGAACUUCCAUGUGUGGAAUGACUGCUGGAUGGCUCGUCCAGACCUACCCGCGGGUAUGGGGGGGUGGCAAGUAGUAGAUGCCACCCCUCAGGAGACGAGUCAGGGUGUUUUCCGCUGCGGUCCCGCUUCUGUUGCUGCUGUCCGGAAUGGACAGGUUUACCUCAAGCAUGACACACCAUUCGUAUUUGCAGAGGUGAACAGUGAUAAAGUGUACUGGCAGCGAACUGCUGAUGGCACCUUUACUCCUGUCCAAGUUAAGAAGAAAGCGAUAGGUCGCUGCAUCAGCACUAAAGCUGUUGGCUCUGAUGAACGUGAGGACAUCACACACCUCUACAAACAUCCAGAAGAUUCAGAGGAAGAGCGCAUUGCUGUGGAAACUGCCUGUCAGUAUGGCUCUAAAGCAGGGAUCUACAACAUCUCCAGUGCUAACGAUGUCAGCAUCCAGAUCACCAUGGAUGAAGAAGAACCGCAGCUUGGUGCAGAUGCUAAACUGGCCAUCACCAUGAAGAACACAAGCUCAGAACUGCGCACUUUCACCCUCCACGGCCAGGUGGUCGUUAUGUACUAUACUGGGGUGUAUAAAGCUACAGUGAAGAAAGACGAGGUUCCUGUCGAACUCCAACCCAAUGAAGUUGAGACUGUGGAGUGGUGUCUGCUCUAUGAUGAUUAUAAAGAGCAGCUGGUGGAUCAGGCCAUGCUGAUGCUCACACUCACUGGAAGCGUUACUGAGACCAAACAGGUUCUGGCUACCCAGUUUCGGUUCAGACUGCGCACAUCAGACCUAGUCAUCAACCCUGAAGGGGACGCUGUAGUUGGCAAAGAAAUGAAGGCUACGGUUGUUUUCCGGAAUCCACUUCAGCUCACACUGAAGAAUGUGAAGUUUCGCUUUGAAGGCCUGGGACUGCAGAGUGUCAGGGAGGUUUCCUACGGAAAUAUAGAAAGUUUGGCUUCGGUGACACUGACAGAGACGUUUAUUCCUUUGGAGGCCGGGCCACAGAAACUUCUAGUGUCUCUCGACUGCCGUCAGCUACCUCAGGUGCAUGGAGUCGCCAACAUCACUGUCAAAGCACUGUGAGACAUCUCUGCACUGGACCUUCAGUGGCUCUAGAAAAUCUCUAUCUAGUUCUGAAGGGUGGUUUUUAAACAGCUUGAGAAUAUCUUUUGCCACACAUUCUCAAAUACACCUGCAUUUUUGCACAGUGUAGUACAAUAACCACUUGUGCACAUUUUAAAUAGGUUAAUUUAACAAUUUAAAAUUUAAUUUAUUUUUCUUACAUGAACCAAAAUGUCUGUAUGAACUUUUGUUGCUUUAAAACGUUGCUUUUUAUGUUGAAUUUAUUCAUCCUUUUAUGUUUUUCUCUCAGAAUAUUAUUUUCCAGAUAUGUCUGAUUAUUCAUAAAUAUUUAAGUCAUAACAA